Molecule: messenger RNA, 2554 nt
Organism: Etheostoma cragini (Arkansas darter)
Lineage: Eukaryota; Metazoa; Chordata; Actinopteri; Perciformes; Percidae
Product: sodium- and chloride-dependent GABA transporter ine
Exons: 13
Coding region: 95-1828 (577 amino acids)
Biological process (GO): sodium ion transmembrane transport
Cellular component (GO): membrane
Source: RefSeq, a predicted model, not a curated record
AAAGGUUAUAUCACCCACAGUCCCUUAAAUUCCAGCCAAGCUUUCCGAGGUGUUCGGGCCCAGGCGAGCGACAGCAGUGGCACAGGGAGCAGACAUGGAGCCAGACAGGCCGACGUGGAGCAGGCAGAUAGAGUUCACCCUGGCUGGCAUCGGCUGUGCUGUGGGUCUGGGCAACGUAUGGAGGUUCCCUUAUCUCUGCUACAGGAGCGGAGGAGGUGCCUUUCUGGUGCCGUAUCUGCUCAUGCUGGUGGUGUUGGGGAUCCCUCUGCUCUACAUGGAGCUGAUUGUGGGGCAGUACACGAGACGAGGGCCUGUCCAUGCUCUGGCUACUGUCUGCCCACUGUUAAAAGGAGUGGGCAUGGCAACAGUGGCUAUCUCCUUCAUCAUGUGCACCUACUACAAUGUUGUCAUCACGUGGGCCCUCUAUUACCUCUUCAGCUCCUUCCAGGCACCGCUCCCCUGGCAGAACUGCAACAACACGUGGAACACCCCCAACUGUACCAAUCACGCCACCAACAGCAGCUACUCCUCCACAGCCAGCCAGGAGUUCUUCCAAUAUAAGAUGCUGGAGCAGACUAGUGGAGUAGAUGAAACAGGAGUGGUCCGGUGGGAGCUUUUACUCCUUCUCUUUCUGGCUUGGAUCCUCAUUUACUUUUGCAUUUUUAAGGGGGUGAAAUCAACAGGCAAGGUGGUGUACUUUACGGCUCUAUUCCCGUAUGUUAUCCUGAUUGCACUGCUGAUCAAUAAUGCGCAGCUUCCUGGAGCAUUAGAUGGAAUAACCUUCUUCAUUGUGCCGGAAUGGGGCAAGCUGCUCUCAGUGGAGGUGUGGGUGAAUGCAGCAGCUCAGAUCUUUAACUCCAUCGGGAUUGGUUUCGGCUCCCUCAUGGCCAUGUCCAGCUACAACUCCUUUAACAACAACGUUUUGAAGGACACCCUGACUAUAGCCAUCCUCAAUUCCCUCACCAGCAUCCUGGCAGGCUUUGUCAUUUUCUCUGCUUUUGGAUACAUGUCUUACCUGCAGGGCGUCCCUGUCACAGAUCUGGCCGUGGAUGGUCCAGGACUUGUUUUUGUUCUUUACCCACAAGCCUUUGCCAACAUGCCGGUGGCCCAGCUCUGGGCUGUGAUGUUCUUCUUCAUGCUGCUUUGCCUUGGACUGGACAGUGAGUUUGCAAUGGUUGAAGUGAUGGUGACCAGUCUCAUGGAUGAGUUCUAUCAACAUCUGAUUAAAAUUUUCAAGCGGAAGGAGCUGUUUGUUCUUGCAGUUUGUUUUGCAGCUUGCCUUCUAGGAAUUCCUUGCAUCCUGCAGGUGGGUAUCUAUGUGUUCCAGCUCAUGGACCAUUACACUGCCAUAGUGUCCAUCAUGUUUCUGGCAGUCUUUGAGGUUAUAGCCAUCUGUUGGUGUUAUGGUGUAAAUCGACUUUCAGACAACCUAGAGGAGAUGACCGGAAAAAGAGCAAACAUCUUCUUCAGAGUGUGUUGGCUAGUAGUUGCUCCGGUGCUGAUCACUGUCAUCCUGAUUUUCUCCAUCAUCCAGUUCAAACCAGCCCGCUAUGGGGACUAUGUCUUCCCUCCAUGGGCUCAGGGGGUCGGCUGGGUCAUUGCCAUGGGCUCCAUCAUAUGGAUUCCUUUGGGUGCCGUUCACACAUUAUGGGUGCUACCUGGCUCAUUCAUGCAGAAACUGAAGCUGUCGGUCACACCACGCACCCCGGAUGGAAUGUCAAAGAUGCCGUAUUACGAGAGGGGGGGAGCAGACGCAUACCCCGGCAUAGCUGUCAUCAGCUCCAAACUCCAUCUACCCGAAAAACCUCCUAUUCAGACAAACCUGUGAUAUCACCAAGAGUGGCAGCUCAAGUUAUUCACAAAUUACAUUUGUUUUAAAUCUUCAACAAACUUCUGGCAAGUCGAACAGAAGUAUACUACAAAAAUUAUCGCAUGAUUGUGAAAGUGUCUCUGCAUAUCUGCCAUGCAGAUCAAUUUAAAAGGCCAUUUUUGUGAGCCUACUAAUUCAAUUUUGUCAAAUUCUUACAGUUAUGUGGAAUUUUAAUGUGACAAGAUGUUGUGGAAAGACAGCGUUUGGAAUCUGUUAUGGUUGUGUACAUCUGAAAUAUCCAGACCAACACUUCCUCUGUUGUGCCAGAAACAACAAAGGAGUGGCACUCAGGACGUCACACACAUUUCCUGCCCCUAAUUUGUGGAUUUUACUUUGCUAAGGGUGCCAUCUUUUGGCCAUGUCUGUUGAUGCAACUAUAAGUGUUGAGAAAUCUCCGGUCAGGUACUGUACUCCGAUUAUUACAUACAUCUAAGCCAAUAAAAUGACAAAGUAAUGCCACAAUUGAACAUUUACAGUUCAUACAGCUGAACUUUUGUGCUGAACAACUUCCCUUUGAAGUAUAAACCACUGUGGACUAAUUCAUUGUGGUUAGCUCAUUUAUUAGGUCAAAUGGAACAAGGCCCUGCUGAUAAAAAUGAUAUAUGCUGGUGGUAAACUGAGGAGUACAUGGGUCAUCCCAUUCUAUGUCAUGUAAUGUGUAAUAAAAACCUGUCACAAAGUCCA